Molecule: messenger RNA, 4097 nt
Organism: Linum trigynum
Lineage: Eukaryota; Viridiplantae; Streptophyta; Magnoliopsida; Malpighiales; Linaceae
Source: the annotation of a GenBank genome assembly
GCGAAAGCAGAGUCUUCUGUCAAUUGGUCUGAGCCAUGGCGACGGAAAACUGCACCGCGGCUUCUGAUCUGGCUCUCGGCGCACGGUUCCGCCCUGCUCGAAUCUGCGGAAAACGACGCCUCCGUUCAGAAGUAAAUCCUCCUACUCCAGCGAUAAGCAAACUGGGAGACGAUCUCCUCACAGAAAUUCUGGUUCGCGGUUUCCCGGAUCCUAGAUCCGCCUGCCGGAGCAGAGCCGUAUGCAAGCAAUGGAGAUCCCUGAUUUCCGAUCCCUGCUUCGGUCGCCGCUUCCUUUCUUACCACCAGAGCAUGAACAAACACCCUCCUCCCAAGCUUCUUCACUCGACUGACACGAAAUCGUUCUCACUGAGCUUUAUCCCCUGGCCCACCGAUUGCGCCUCCAAUAUACGGUCGGAGCUGGCACGGUUCGCAGUUUUUGAUUGCUUCAAGGACCUGCUUUUAUGUGGCUUUGGGGAACUAGGUUUAUGUGGCUUUGGGGAACUAGGUUACCGCCAUGCUAGUGCUGAACUUGGCAGAACGUACUUGCUGUGCAAUCCGUUUACGAAGCAAUGGAUGGCACUUCCUUUGGCCCCUGAUAGACCAGUGGGGCAUACGGGAUUGCGUGCAAGGCUAGUUUGUGAACCCUUAGAUUCAAACAGUCUAAUUUUUAAUCUAGGAGGUGGUACUGAGUAUCGAUUCCGGGUGGUGUGUGUAUACCAAGAUGCGAAUUCGAUGAAAGUGAAAGUAGAUGUGUUCUCUUCGGAGUCUGGAGAAUGGACCAGGGAGGCGUUUGUUCUUGAAGGUUACUGCAGACCCAAACUAAACAAUGUUGUUUCAUGCGACGGGGUUUUGUAUUUGUCGUAUGUUAGAGCACAAGGCAACCAUUUUGGGCUGUUUGAACCUUUGAUUGCUGCUAUUAAUCCUUUCCGCCUUGAUAUACCUCCCACUCCUAUUGAUGUUUCCCCAGUCUCUGCUAAUAAUCCGUGGUGGGAUAUUUCAAUUUCACAAGGUGCUGUGCACUUGAUUGUGUUUGAGGAGGGCACUAGACUUGCUUCUUCGAGGAUUGUUUUGAGUGUUUGGAGAUUAAACGAAGACUGUAAAUUCUGGAGGAAGGUAUGCGCAGGUCUGGUCAAGUCAUCCUCAGACGGGGAGGGCAGCUAGAGUUCUUCGCUAAACUAGCUCAACAUUGUAGUGGUUGGAGGGUGUUCCAGCCUAAGGUCUCUUGCUGGCCUACUCCAAUUCCAAAGUACCAGAAGUUGCGAGUUAGGUACGAUGGAAUCUUCGACUGUUGGGAUCAGUUUGAUGAACCUGAACCAAUAACUCCCUCAAUAACUGUUACUUAUACUUCCGAGAAUAUACCUUUUGAACAAAUAGAAGAAUGACCACCCUUUGACGGAGUUGAACAAUCUUGUCAUUCGAAGAAGCUGAAACGAGGGUGAAAGGCUCGCCUCGUCGUCAAGGAAAGGAAGGAUGCCGGAUUUGGAAGGAAAUUCCGAUCUACAAUAGAAGGGUGCAGGAGUUGAUCUACUGGGGCAGUAUUGGUAACUGUUGUUUAUGCACUCCGAGCAUAUUUGAAUUAGUUGGAUUGGUAGUUCUCGUGGAAGGCUCAUUUCAUGUUGCAUUUUCGAUUGUAGAAAGUGUGUGAUUGUGUUAAGCCUAUGAAUUUGUUUCUUGAAGGGUGAAGGUUUAGAAUAUAUGAGCCCGGUGAUUGUGUUAAGCCUAUGAACUUGUUUCUUGAAUAUAUGAUUUUAGGAGUUAAUUGUUAUAAAUGAAUCGUCGCUUUUAAUACUCGCAAUGAUGCUUAUCACGCUAUGUUCCUUAUUAGUUAAGGGGAAUUUUGGGUUAAAUGAAAAGGAUCGAAUGAGAUAAAUGAUAUACUAUGAGCGAAGGAUUUCACAACCCCUUAUUUUGGGGAAGGCUUUUCAAAUCCGUCGAAGUAGUAACUUAGAAAUUCAUGAAACAUGUUGUAUGAGUUUAAGGUACCUAUUUACUCCAGCAAACAAAGGUUUUUAGCUGGACACUCUUUUUCAGAAUUUUAUGCUUAAAUCUGUCAUCUGCCAUUGAUAUUCAACAGCGGAACCCCAGGAAAGAGAGGGGGGGAGGGGCACAAGAGCUUGAAACUCAGAAGAAAAGGGGCUCUUCACUGUGAUGAGUCGAUGAUGUUGUUCAUCACUUGCAAACUUUAUUCACUUCUGAAUGCUUGCAUGCUCAAGAGUCAAGAGUUUGUGCAGCAGUUAGCCUUACCUCAGCUUGUUGCAGUGUUAGGUGUAUUCUCUGCUAUAUAUACCAUCUUUGUAUGUGCUGUUCUUGUGAAGUAUUGUAUUUUUGAAUUCAUCGUCAUGUAUUGAUGCAAGCAUGUAUCUGAUGAUCAGGGGUGUGCUGAUUUUGAGUUUCUAAUUGGUGGCUCCGACUUUUAGCUGUGAAGUUAUUGCUUUGGUUAAGAGUUAUCCUUGUUGUUCUCUGGUUCUGCUUUAUACUUCACUGUUUUCUGUAGCUAGUAACCAUGCGUAGAACUUAGUUGGCUUGAUGGUAGCUAUAGUCUCUUCUUGGUGUUGCAGCUGCUACGAACAAAGUUGCGCCUAUGGUGAUAUCAUAACCGGAAAGCUUGAUGUUGUUUUGGAGUGUGUUUAUAUUCUCGCCGCUGUCGUUUGAGAAUUUGUGUUUAUAUGUUCUCAGUUAUCCUGUUUUCCUCAAUGCACUGUGCCAAAAGCUAGUUUAUUCAUGAAGAAAUAUUGUUUCGGCUGUUAUUUGUGAAUGGCGUUAAAGGUGUCUUAAGAGCAAGCCUUUUAUGAAUAAGCACUGCAUCCUGGGUUUGUUUAUCUUUUUCCUUGUUGCAUUUUUCAUGUGUUGAGGAUCAAUGUGAUCUGAUACUACCCUUUGACAAUGAGUUACAGGCGUGCCUUAACUUACAUUUAUAUUGUCAAAAACUGUGCAGGUUUACCCAAAUGGCUCUGAUUAUAUCCUGACUUUCAAGCUGGUGGUUGGGGGACAGAGUUGGUGCUUUACUGUAAAUCCAAACUUUUGUACUUCAGGGUUUUAAUUGGUAGAUCUAGUAGCUAGACAUGGAAAGCAAGUUCGGAAGAAAGAAGCACGGUUAUGCUUGGCUUCAAGAGAAAGAAACUACUGAGCAUUCAGAAUCAUACCGAGCAUAACCGCGCUUCUUUUUUCCGAACUUGCUUUCCAAGUUCGGAAAAAAGAAGCACGGUUAUGCAUUAGUGGCUUGGUAUGAUUCUGAAUGAAACUUUAGCUGAGCAGAUGGCAAUGAUGUGUUCUCUUCUGUGGUUCUUUUGGAAGGAAAGAAACAAUUUCUUGUUCAAUAAUAGAUUUUUGCAGGAAUGGGAAGUGUUUCCAAAGGCAGACAGGUUCAUUCGAGACUUUAUGGAAGUGAAAGGCAAGGAUCUGUUAACAAGGAAGGGAGAAGGAAUUGUAAAUGGAGAAAACCUCCAAUUGGAGUUUUUAAACUCAACGCAGAUGCAGGUGUGAGUGCAAGGGUAAGCGCAGCCUUGGUUUGUGUUGUCAGGAAUUGGUUGUCUUUGCUGCAACCUGUAUUGAUUCUGAAAGAUGGACUCCUGAUUUUGCAGAAGGGAAAGCUAUUCUCUAUGGCCUCACUAAAGUGACUGAGAAAGGAAUUGCUCACGAGUUUCAAGCAAACCUCAGAAAGGACACUCGGGCCCAGCCUUCCUCGAUUUGUUGACCAACCUACUCCCUGUAGGUAUAGCGCUCAUACUCAUUCUGCAUAGGAAUAUCUUCACUUUCUGUUGCAUUUUGGUCUUCCAUAGUUUAGACCAGAACUGUCUUAGAGCUUCAGUAAAGUUAGUGUCUCUGUUCUUAAUUGGGUGAUACACCUCUCUGUAUCUCUUAUACCCUGACUUGACAGUAUACUCCCCGGUUGCAUUAUAAAUCCAUACUCUUUUGUUCUGCAUGGUUGAGCUUAGGAUAGGGAUGCUUGAUAUUUGGUCACAAUCCUCCUCUGUAAACAGGGUACUUAAUAAACCCCUUUCCCGCGUGUUUGUCUCCCAGCUUAUGAGUGAAGACACUUUAUAUUCUGGUCCACUACUCACAGGACAUUGGUCUGGAUAAUAACCAGGUUUUCCUGGA